This is a messenger RNA of Prunus armeniaca (apricot), 279 nucleotides long. The record is from the annotation of a GenBank genome assembly. Lineage: Eukaryota; Viridiplantae; Streptophyta; Magnoliopsida; Rosales; Rosaceae.
AUGGGAGCAAAGGCAAGGCUAAAGGGCAAGGCAAGCGAAAGCCGAAGGUGUAAAGGGCAAGGGAACGCGCAAGCCAAUGCCGUAGGUCUAAAGGGCAAGGCAAUGCUAGCCAAAGCCACGGCAUGUCUAGGCCAUGGGCACGGCAUGCCAAGGCAACGCAGGGCAAAGCCGAAGCCAUGGGCAACGCAAGGCAACGCAUGCCAUGGGCAGGGCAGGGCAAAGCCGAAGCAAGGCAACACAAGCCAUGGCAACUCAAGCCACAUGUUGGGCAUGCUUUGA